CACUUGGCGCUGCUGCCGAUUUUCAAUCCGCACCCAUCCCAACCGCGGCAUCUUCUCUCCUUCUCUCUCUUUCAUGCACUCUCUCUCACUCUCUCUCACUCUCUCAUUCUUCCUCUUUUCUCGCUCUCUUCUCUCACAUCUCUUCUUCCUCUGUCCCCGUUCUCCUUCCAUCCGACACCGACCAAGGCGGCCCCCCUCUCCUUCGCCCAACCGCCAACUCCCUUCCUUUGACACCCAUCUUUGGAGGACUUCCUCUCUCACCACCGCUCGAACUCUCCUUGGCACGUUUCUCCACACCUACCUAGCCCCCCACACACCGCAUACUACCAUACUAUGGCCGAUGCAUCGUCGCCCAGCCUCGGCGGAAACGAGGCCAGCCCUCCACCCGCAUACUACAAGUUCGUCGGCAUGGGCCUUGCUGUCUCGAGUGGCAUAUUCAUCGGGUCAUCCUUUGUGCUGAAGAAGAAAGGACUCCUGCGGAGUAGCGCCGUCGCCGGUGAGGGCCAUGCGUACCUCAAGUCGACCCUGUGGUGGACAGGAAUGAUCAUGAUGAUCGUCGGAGAGAUAUGCAAUUUCAUCGCCUACUCCUUCGCGCCGGCAUUGAUCGUCACUCCGUUGGGAGCACUCAGUGUUGUGGUCUGUGCUGUCUUGUCCUCGAUGGUCCUGAAGGAAAAACUCAAUCUCCAUGGAAAAAUUGGGUGUGCGCUCUGUAUUGUGGGCGCUGUCGUCAUUGUUCUCCAUGCACCAGCCCAAGUUGCUGUCACCGAUAUCGAUCAGUUCAAGCACUUUGUGAUACAGCCAGGAUUCCUUGUCUACAUGUGCUUGGUCAUCGUGUCAAGCCUGGUGAUCAUCUGGAAGGUCGCGCCAAAGUACGGCAAGAAACAUCUGUUGGUCUACGUCUCGGUUUGCUCUCUGAUCGGAUCGCUCUCGGUUGUGGCGACUCAGGGAUUGGGCGCGGCGAUCGUCCGCAACAUCACGACAGGGACGCCGCAGUUCAACCACUGGUUCAUCUACGUGACCAUGGUCUUCGUGGCCUGCACACUCCUCACGGAGAUCAACUACCUGAACAAGGCCCUGAACCUGUUCAACACCGCGAUAGUCACGCCAGUCUACUAUGUGUUCUUCACCAGUGCCACAUUGGUUGCGUCUGUGAUUCUGUUUCAGGGAUUUUCAGCGAGUGCAUCGUCGAUCAUGACAGUCGUUAUGGGAUUCUUUGUAAUCUGCGCAGGUGUCGUGCUGCUACAGACCUCGAAAAAGGCUGCGCUUUCGGAGGCGAUCAAAAGGUCGAGGAGUACACUUGAGUUGCAGCCGGAAGAUGAUACGGAGAGAAUUCUGGAGGACGAGAAGGAUUUGGAACCGGGCCCGAUCGGUUUGCGCGCUGUACCGUUUGACUCGAUUCGUCAGAUGGUCCGGGCCAGCACGAUGCCCAAUAGUCCGUACUUUCAUCCAACGACGCCCACCGCUGCCGUUAGUCACGACGACGAUCAGGAGGAUCACUUGAGCAACGACAACAAUAAUAACAGCAAUACCGGAAGCGGCUUCUUUAGUCGACUGAGAAUGCGCUCAGAACAUGAUUUGACAAGUCCCAGUCAGACGCCACGGUCGCCUUCGCAGGGGGCUGUCAUGGUGCCACAGGAUGACUCGGAUAGCGACUCAGAGAUGACAUCUACGGUCAAGGAAAUGAAGCCUGCAGAUGUGAUUCCGAUGGGCGAAAAGACGGAGUACAAUGAAAAGGAUGGGGAGAUCCCGGCUGGCGCCUUGACGCCGGUCCCGCAAACGGUGUCGAACGAGGAGGAUCCGACUAGAUCCCCAUUAUCUUCAGCGUCGUUGACACUGCGUGAAUGAGGAGCAAGCAAAUGGAAGGAAUUACAUUGUACAAUAGGCUCGUCAGCGGUGUUCAUCCGAGAAGAGCAACAUGCAUAUACAUACUUAUAAAGCGGAGACAAUUGUGAACGAAUCAAUUGUUCCUUUGGUACUCA
Molecule: messenger RNA, 1979 nt
Organism: Gamsiella multidivaricata
Lineage: Eukaryota; Fungi; Mortierellomycota; Mortierellomycetes; Mortierellales; Mortierellaceae
Product: magnesium transporter NIPA-domain-containing protein
Exons: 6
Coding region: 334-1845 (503 amino acids)
Biological process (GO): magnesium ion transport
Cellular component (GO): membrane
Molecular function (GO): magnesium ion transmembrane transporter activity
Source: RefSeq, a predicted model, not a curated record